AUCAACGUUAAUAAGUUUGCGUAGGUUUUUGAUAAAGGAAACAAUCGCGUUUAAGUGGGUGAUUUAGUGUUAAUUGUUUCAAUUAUUAAUUUGGAGUGAGUGUGUAUCAAGCAGUUUAGUAACGGAUGAUGUGGAACACCCCGUUGAAAUUUUUUUUAUUGAUAGCUGCGCUGCUACAAGAUGUUAUUGCCCAAGAUGACCAAACGAUAAUUAACGGAGUAAAUAAUUUAGAUGGAAGUAAUUCGAACCAAGAUGGUGGGGGAAUACCCCCGACUUUGUCUGGGAUGGCUGGAUUAUUCGGGGGAGGUGGUGCGGCCUACCAAAAAUCACAAGAUACAAACGCAACUUUCGGACAAUUCCAAACUAAAAAGCAAGAACAAGGAAUCGUUCAAGGCGGCCUUUUGGGCAACCCUCCACCACUAACCCCACAAAACCCCGAACCACCAUUAAACCCAGAACCACCAUUAGAGCCCGAACCACCAAUAAACCCCGAAUAUCCAUCAAACCCCGAAUAUCCAUCAAACCCUGAACCACCAGGAACCAAUAACCCUGAUAUUCCGCAAUUCCCUGAUGUGUCUAUAUACCCACCAACAGGACCAGGGGAGUAUGGCCCCGAAGUAAACAGAAACACAGAAAACGAGCGUGAUUGGAAAUGCAUUAUUUAUUGGUUACAAAAAAUUUUUGGGGACAACUCUCCCGUUAUAACCUGGUUUUUGAAACUCCGCGAAUUAAUAUUUUGCGAUUGCGGCGCUUUAAGGAAUAACCCCAACUCAAAAUCGGGGGUUCAAUCGAUUCGAAAUCGCCUCGAUAAUAUGAAGCCUAAUUUUCCCCUAGGAAAUGUUUUAAUCUCCAUCAUAAAAGCACCCAUAAACCUUGUUUUAACCGGGUAUAAAUUCGGGGAAUGUAUGUUUACUUGUUACGCUUGGAGAUUAUUUAAACUACACUUAUGGAUAGCUUCAUUAAUACCCUACACAGAUCCCGAAAAAUUCUAUUCGUAUAUCGUCGAAGAUAUGGUUGAUAUUAUAAAGAGAGCCACGGAGCAUCAAAUUCCGUUUUGUCCAUCGGAAGGUGAAGAUAAUGGAAAUGAUCAAAAUCCUCCGGGGUCUGAAGAAUUACCUUUUGGCGGGGGAAGUUUUCCGGCAGAUUAUAAUGCCGGUGGUGAGGGUUUUCCCACCAGCGGAGGUGAAAAUGAAAAUCCUGAUGGGAAUUUAGAAGGGAACUACAUUGAUUUAGUAGAUCCGAUAGAUUCACAAACUCGAUCUGUGGGAGAUAACUUGGGUGGUCGACAAGGAAUGUAUCAAUCCAUGUUGUCUCCGAUGCAUAUCACGCAGCAAAUGACAGUUCGAAAAAGACGAAACGCGCCGAUAAAAAAAAGUAACCGGAUAAGACGCCACGUUCAGGGAAAAUCUCGGCGCGGUAUAUUUUAGAAUAUGUUAAUUAUAAUGAAAAGUGUUAAGGUGGAUAAUAAAUGUUUGAAAUAAUAAUAAGCUUUUUAAUUUUAAUUAAGUAAAAUAUAUUAGAAUAUAGAAAGAACUAUUAACACUUUAGAUUAGUUAAGAGGCCGAGGUUGCUAGGCAGCCGAGGCAAUAGAGAUUACUUAUUUGUACAGAAAGACAUCAGACUAUUUUUGAGAUGAAUGUACUUUGAAGCUGAGGCAGUGAUGUAUACAUUAAUAAAGCGCUAUUAAAACGUUUUAGAAUUGUUGAGAAGCCGAGGUAGCUGAGCUGCUGAGACAAUAGAGACUGCUUAUUUAUAGAGAAAGACAUCAGACUAAAAGAGAUGAAGAGACGUUUGAGAAUUAUUGAAUAGUUUAUUUUAUAGUUUUUUUUUAUACAUAUAUUAGUUGGUAUAUUCUGACGUUGGAUGGGGAUCUUUCAUGUGAAGUUUGUAUUAUAUGUCAAAAUGAUAAAGUCAAAGUGACAGGUUGUAACGUCAAAAUGACAGUUUAAGAUUAAAACUAAA
Messenger RNA from Onthophagus taurus, 1962 nucleotides. RefSeq lists its product as uncharacterized. NCBI's taxonomy places the organism in Eukaryota, Metazoa, Arthropoda, Insecta, Coleoptera, Scarabaeidae. The record is from RefSeq and is a predicted model, not a curated record.